This is a messenger RNA of Ornithodoros turicata, 387 nucleotides long. It is a transcript of the gene MagR, whose product is annotated as iron-sulfur cluster assembly 1 homolog, mitochondrial-like. Gene Ontology annotation, biological process: iron-sulfur cluster assembly. The transcript has a single exon. The record is from RefSeq and is a predicted model, not a curated record. Gene Ontology annotation, molecular function: 2 iron, 2 sulfur cluster binding. Bases 1 to 387 code for a protein of 128 amino acids. Gene Ontology annotation, cellular component: mitochondrion; cytoplasm. NCBI's taxonomy places the organism in Eukaryota, Metazoa, Arthropoda, Arachnida, Ixodida, Argasidae.
AUGGCAUCACAACUAAGUGCCACAGUCCGUGCGGUUUCUGGAAAGCGCGGUGUACCGCAUAGAGCAGCAUUGGUCCUUACGAAGGCUGCUGUUGAACGAAUUCAAAAGCUGUUAGGAUCACAGCAAGACGCCGUCGGGCUUCGAGUUGGAGUCAAGCAACGUGGGUGCAACGGGCUCACUUACGUACUGGACUAUGCCAAGGAGAAGGGAAAGUUUGACAUCGAAGUGUGCCAAGACGGAGUGAAGGUGUUCAUCGAUUCUAAAGCGCAGUUAACGCUUUUGGGAACGGAAAUGGACUUCGUUGAGACCAAACUUUCGAGUGAAUUUGUCUUCAACAAUCCAAAUGUCAAGGGCACAUGCGGCUGUGGAGAAAGUUUUACUGUAUGA